Molecule: messenger RNA, 2303 nt
Organism: Pangasianodon hypophthalmus (striped catfish)
Lineage: Eukaryota; Metazoa; Chordata; Actinopteri; Siluriformes; Pangasiidae
Gene: ccdc62
Product: coiled-coil domain containing 62
Exons: 14
Coding region: 641-2224 (527 amino acids)
Source: RefSeq, a predicted model, not a curated record
ACAAGCUGUUCUCGUCAAAACAACGAAUUUCAAAACUCUUAAAAAAUGCCGUUGGCUUGAACAGCGAGCUGACUUUUUAAUUAGUGUAACCGUAUCACACAUUUAUGUCAUUAUUCCUGCUCCAGUGUAAAUGUAUAACUUAUAUAGUUAGCUUCAUAUCGACUAUUUAAACUGUAACGGUUUAAAUAUAAUUAGUUAACAUUGGGAGGUAGCCGCUACAGGUCUGAAUUGGGUUAUUAACUAUUUGUAUUGUUCUUAGCAGAAUAUUAUUAACACUCAUAACAGAUAGUUUGGUACUUUACGCCUGUUAAGACUAAAAGGAGUAAAUUGCGGCCUGGUGAUAAAUAUUUUAUCCACCAUGAAAUGAUAUUUGUUGUCCAGAAGUUGAGACCAGCCUGUGUGUGACUGUGAACAUGUAAAUUACAAACUGCUACAGACACGAGAGCUGCUAAUGCUAAUGACAUUAAUGACAGGAGCUGAUCAUGUGCAAGUCCACAAUUCCAGCCUGUGAAGACAAAAUGGAUGAAGAUAGAGGGAAAGACAAGUUUAAGUCAAAAAGAUUUGGGGACAGUUUGAUGUCUACAAAUGGUUGUCUGCUUGACCCCUGGCACAGCACUCCUGUAAAAAAGAUGAAGGCAGCAUGGCAAGACGUACUGCAAACAGUGCCUAUGAUAACGCUCAGCAAUCAACUCAGCAAUCAACUCAGCAAUCAUCUCUCUCAGCUAUGCAGGGUUCUCAGACUCAAGCAAGAGAUCUGGAGAUCACAACCAUCCAAAAGCAGAGGACGGAGCUGCAGCUCCUCAUAGCAGAGCUGAAGGAUCGUGAGCAGGAGCUCAACAGCAUGGCUGCAGCUCAUCACAGACAGCUGCAGGCCUGGGAGCAGGACCGCCAGAGAGUGCUGACUCUGGAGCAGAGGUGUGCACGGCUUGAAGAUGAGCUGCAGAAGCGCAACGAGGUGAUCCGUGCCAUUAGCAAGCGUUUAAAGAUGGCGGAGGUGCGAGAGCAGGACAGCCGCAGGGAGCUCAGCAGCAUCCAGCAGCAGAUGCAGGAACUUAACCAGAGACAACAGCACAGCAGCCAACAACACCAAGACCUGGAGGAGAAGAAUCGGAGUCUGAACUCGAGCAUCCUCACUCUCUCAUCCCAGCUUGGCCAGCUUCAGGUUCAUGAGGAAGAGCUAAGCUCCAUGCUCAAACUGAAGGACAAAGAUCUGACGGAAGCCACAGAUAACAUAUUAAGUCUAACUGAUCGGCUACGGGAAUCGGAGUCAUCGCUAAAGGAGUGCCAGUUUCGUGAGAGCAAAAUGUUACAGGAAACGGAGGAGUACAAGUGCCGCUUCAGAGAGGCCAGACAUCAAAAUGCUGAACUAAAAGAUGAGCUUCAAGAGAAGACUCUAGAGAACAACAGUCAGAGAGAGGAGCUCAUUCGGCUUAGACAAGAGAACCAACUGUUCAGGAAAGAACUGGCACUCGCAGAUGAGGGUGAAAACUGGAAGGAAGAGUUACUUGCACUUGCUCGAUCAAAACAAGAGCGCACCGAAUCUGAGCUUCUCUGCCUGCGACAGGUGUGUGAGCACCAGCAGAAUGACCUACAGCUCUUGAAGCUCAACCUAGAGACCACCAGAGAGGCACUAAUGCAGUACGAAAGUCAAAGGUCACUUGCGAGUAAUGACGCAGCAGAGAAUGAGGUGGCAGCUUGCUGUAGCAGCGGAACUGAGGUGGACUUCAUAGCCAUCUUUAACCACAUUGCGGAGAUGGAAGACCAAGAGCUGCUUGUGGAUGUUAAUCUGAAUGACCCACAGUUCUAUUGUCCAGGGGAUGUGACUUGUGUGUAUGUGGACUGUUCUACACCCUCACCACGGAGCAGGACAAUGAGCCCUGGCCUUGUAGUGGACACAACACUCAACAAACAGCAGCAGGAGGUGUUCACCUCAUCCACGAGUCGCUUGCAGCGCUUGUUGGCAGAGUCGCAGCAAAUGGUGGCCAGUCUGGAACUCUCUUCUGGAAAACCUAUAAGCCGUUCCCAAAGCCUUCCAAAUCACUGCUCAAGUCCCAUCCUGUGUUCCACUUCACACUGUCACUCUGUCUGUAGCCUCAUCAAUACCGAGACUCGUGACCAGUUCCAGUCCAACUAUAAUAGACAGGAAGAAACACAACCAAGAAAGGAUGGCUCCCAAAUCCACAGCAUCAGCAGUUCACAGAAAACCAAGGAAUAUGGUCAAUAAAUCUUUGAAUAGACGUCUUUGGAUUAAAACAGACCAACAUGGACAUCGUUAAUGGUGCUUCCUGUGGACAUAGUCAUUC